UAGAUACCGUUGAGAGCCCCUUUCUUUGGCAGGAACAGAGGCCAUUCUCUCUCCCUUUCCCUUUUACCCGUUCCUCUCUUCCUCCACCAUCUCCUCCAUGCGAUUCCACUCUAAAUGAAUUCGGACCGUUUGAUUGGCGUGAUGGGCUGUUGAGAAUCUCUGGAGCCUGUUUCUUGAUUGGGUUCGUAACUGCUGCGGCCUGCCACAAUGUUGUGCUGUGGAGGUGGGGAGGACGAGAAUUUCGGGCAGCCCAUCAACCAGUACACUGCACCACCGAACGGGAAUGCAUAUGGCAAUGACAGAGAGGCGAGAGGUCACAAUGCAGUCAGGGGCGGGGCACCUGCGAAGAUCUUACCAAUCGAGAUACCAGCUUUGUCUUUGGAUGAGCUGAAUAGAUUGACUGGUAAUUUCGGUUCAAAGUCUUUGGUUGGAGAAGGGUCCUAUGGUCGCGUUUUCCAUGCCACUUUGAGCACUGGCGAAGCUGUGGCGAUAAAGAAGUUGGAUGCGAGUUCUUCACAAGAGCCCGAUUCCGAUUUUGCAGCUCAGCUAUCAACGGUUUCAAGACUUAAGAAUGAGAACUUAGUUGAGCUGUUGGGCUACUGUUUGGAGGCAAAUAAUCGCAUUUUGGUAUAUCAGUUUGCAACAAUGGGUUCUUUACAUGAUAUCUUACACGGGAGGAAAGGAGUGCAAGGGGCAGAACCUGGCCCAGCCCUAAGCUGGAUCCAGCGAGUGAAAAUCGCUCAUGGUGCGGCAAGAGGUCUUGAUUAUCUUCAUGAAAAAGUGCAGCCUUCGAUAGUCCACCGUGACAUCAGAUCCAGCAAUGUACUCCUGUUCGAUGAUUUCGUGGCUAAGAUUGCUGAUUUCAAUUUAACUAACCAGUCCCCUGACACCGCAGCCCGUCUACAUUCGACCAGAGUCUUGGGAACUUUUGGCUAUCAUGCUCCAGAGUAUGCCAUGACCGGUCAAAUAACCCAAAAAAGUGACGUUUACAGCUUUGGGGUUGUUCUUCUAGAGCUUCUGACAGGAAGAAAGCCGGUAGACCACACCAUGCCCAAAGGACAACAGAGUCUUGUUACUUGGGCAACUCCAAGACUAAGUGAGGACAAAGUAAAGCAGUGCGUGGACCCAAAGCUAAACAACGAAUACCCGCCGAAGGCAGUUGCAAAGAUGGCAGCGGUUGCAGCAUUGUGUGUUCAGUACGAAGCCGAUUUCCGGCCUAACAUGACCAUUGUUGUCAAGGCUCUCCAACCUCUUCUUAACCAAAACAGGGCGGCCCCCAAUCCCCCCACAUGACUUGUUCUUAAUCAUUCUUUCAUUAGCACUAUGUUUUGUAUCCCCUCAAUUCAAUCCAAUACAAUUCUUGUA
Molecule: messenger RNA, 1365 nt
Organism: Magnolia sinica
Lineage: Eukaryota; Viridiplantae; Streptophyta; Magnoliopsida; Magnoliales; Magnoliaceae
Product: probable protein kinase At2g41970
Exons: 8
Coding region: 208-1293 (361 amino acids)
Biological process (GO): protein phosphorylation
Molecular function (GO): ATP binding; protein tyrosine kinase activity
Source: RefSeq, a predicted model, not a curated record